GUUUUCGGAUGUCAUCCUGGCAACAAUUUUGGCUACCAAGUCAGAUAUGUGUGGCAAAAAGUUUGAAUUGAAGAUUGAUAAUGUUCGCUUUGUUGGCCAUCCCACCUUGCUCCAGCAUGCUCUCGGGCAGGUAUCCAAAACUGACCCCUCACCAAAGAGAGAGAUGCCCACCAUGAUUUUGUUCAACGUGGUGUUUGCACUAAGGGCCAACGCGGACCCGUCCGUGAUCAGCUGCCUGCACAACCUGUCGCGCAGGAUCGCCAUCGUCCUGCAGCACGAGGAGCGCCGCUGCCAGUACCUCACCCGCGAGGCCAAGCUCAUCCUGGCCAUCCAGGACGAGGUGUCUGCCAUGUCAGAGACCACAGAAGGGCCCCAGUCACCUUUUCAUCACAUCCUACCCAAGUGCAAGCUGGCCAGAGAUCUCAAGGAGACAUAUGACAGUCUCUGCACGACAGGGGUGGUUCGUUUACACAUCAACAACUGGCUGGAAGUGAGUUUCUGCCUUCCUCACAAAAUCCACUAUGUCGCCACCAACUUCAUCCCCCCAGAGGCAAUCGAGAGAAGUCUGAAAUCUAUCAGGCCUUACCAUGCCUUAUUACUUUUAAAUGAUGAGAAGUCAUUGCUUAAUGAGCUCCCGUUGGACUGCUCUCCUGCCCUGGUGAGAGUAAUUAAAACUACCUCUGCUGUGAAGAAUUUGCAGCAACUGGCUCAGGAUGCUGACUUGGCAUUGCUGCAGGUUUUCCAGCUUGCAGCACAUCUUGUUUACUGGGGCAAAGCAAUUAUUAUUUAUCCUCUUUGUGAAAACAACGUCUACAUGCUUUCUCCAAAUGCCAGUGUCUGCCUUUACUCUCCCCUGGCAGAUGCCUUCUCCUGUCAGUUCCGGGGUCACAACCUGCCCUCCAUGCUGGCCAAGUUCUCCCUCCCCGUGUCCCUGUCAGAGUUCAAGAACCCUCUGGCGCCGCCUGUGCAGGAGACCCAGCUGAUCCAGAUGGUGAUCUGGAUGCUCCAGCACCGGCUCCUGAUCCAGCUCCACACCUACGUGUGCCUGAUGGUGCCCCCGAACGAGGAGGAGUUCCGAGCCCAGGAUGAGGACAUGCCCUUCACUGCCAGGGUUGGGGGACGAAGUUUGAGCACCCCCAACGCUCUCAGCUUUGGCUCUCCAACCAGUAGUGAUGACAUGACUCUGACAAGCCCUAGCAUGGAUAAUUCCAGUGCUGAGCUGAUACCUGGUGGGGACUCACCCCUAAAUAAGAGGAUGACAGAGAAUCUCCUGGCAAGCCUGCUGGAACACGAGCGGGAAGCCAUCCUGAAUGUCCCAGCUGCCCAGAAUCCAGAAGAUCUCCGCAUGUUUGCAAGGCACUCUGUGGUUCUACACGUGGUGAAAGCAGAAUGACUUCCAGAGCAGCCAUCUGGGAAGAAGGAAGGGGAGGAAAUACUUUUUCUUCCAAAGGAUUUCAAAACUCAUUGGAAUCACUGGAAUGCAACUUUCACUGGUUUUCAUACUUGUGGAGAAGAAAACCACCUGAGGCAAGGACUGCAGCUGUUCCAUAUUCUGGAUUCAGUUGGUAAUCCCCUGAAAACCUGGUUCUUGCCCUAGGAUGGAUACAGGCAGGUAGCCCAGGGAAGCUGUAGUAGCAGAAAGAUGCUUUCCUUGUCUGUGGCAGAGUACAGCUCAGGGACUUUGACAGAGCUCUCAAAACAUGUGGGUAGUUACUGCUCUCUGAAUUAUUUGUCUUCUUCAUCUUCUGCAGCUCUUCAGAGAAUAUGCUCUGACUGGGAGGCAACAUUGGCCACUUGAGAACUCUGAAGUGUUUUUUUCUUUAUUACCAGCUAAGUCAUUACAAAACCACUGAGAAAGAAAAGUAACAACAAAAUCAUAUUUAAUAUCUUAAGACAGAAUUUGUGGGGGACUCCUUGGACCAGUUCAGUGGUGAUGCAGAUUCUCAGUUAUCCUAGUGAGAGGAAAGGAUAUUGUGAUUGCUCCUCUCUCAUACCCUCAGCUGGGUAAAAGAUCCAUUUGGAAGCUUUGGAAUUGCAGAUGCAAGAAAUGUCUCUGAUUUCUUUGUGAAACCAGUUGAGUGAUGUUUAUUGUGCAGUUUGCUCCUGCCCCAGGUUCUUUUGCAGAUCCCCAGGCCUUACCAGGUCAGAAUUUCCAGUCUACUACAGAUUGAAUUGGCAAAUGCAGCGUGCUCUGAGGCACAAGUGAGGAACAAACAGAUUAACAGUAAAUAAACAAUGAACAGAUGGGUCCUGUGGGCAGAUGCUGCAGUCUACAUGUAGGAAUGUUCAUGCCAGACCCUCUUGGUUACUGCUGGUUUUAUGAGACACCACAACUUGUAGGUUGUAGUGUAUUUUCUCUCUUUUUGUGUCAUAACCAUCAGAGAUGAGUGAGUAAAUCUCUUGCUCUCAGUGAAAGAGAAAAAGCCAUGCUGAAGCUGCCUGAAGGAGCUGAUCUCCCUCAUUACCCUCAUGCAGGUACUGCUCCAGCCCUGCUCUGCUCUCGCAGCUGCCUCCAGAGCAAAGUGCUAUAAAUGCACAAACGGUGCCCUAAAUAUCCUGUGGAAUUUGUCCUUCCCAGGAUGCUGUGUGUGCACUCAGAGGGAUGGGCUAUUUCCAGCACAGAGUGCUGGUGCCUGUCCAGGGCUCUGCACAGCCUGUGUUUGAAGGCAGAAACCUUAAGGGGAAGUAAGGAAUUACUAAAUCUUGGCUCCAGCAUUGGCUGCAUUAACCCUCAUAACACUGAAUUGGAAUUUAAAUCCAAGUUCUUUCCUAAGGUGCAGCUAAAAGAAGGUGGGUAUGUCCUUCCAGGAGCAAGCUUGAGAAGGAGACAAGUUCUUUUUGAGCUAGGUUCUGAGUAAUGUACACCAAGCCUUGCUCACUGCACAUUAAGCAGUGCUUUUGAAGCCUGAAGAAGUUGGAGGCUGCACUCAUGGCUUCUCUCCCAAGCCAUGGGUGUGGAGCUGCUUUCAGGGCUUAUUUGGGUGAGAGAUUCUGAGAUUGGGAGGUGAGAUCCUUCCCUCCACUGAGGAAUGCUUGUGGACAGUUCUGCUCUGGUUUCAAGCAGUGCUGUGGCAGGGAUGUCUCCUUAGCCAGAAAUAAGCGAAUUCUGUUUCAAUUGCUAGUCUGAGAGAAUCCUUUUC
Cyanistes caeruleus (blue tit) is the source of this 3140-nucleotide messenger RNA. Lineage: Eukaryota; Metazoa; Chordata; Aves; Passeriformes; Paridae. The record is from RefSeq and is a predicted model, not a curated record.